CUUAACUUACAAUGCGUUCCAUUCGAAGACACGCCACUCGCACGGCUGUAACUUUGUAUCCGAAUGGAUGUAAACCCCACUCCCAUCGGUUCCUUGACAUUGCCUCCCCGAAAAGCUGCCAUGUAGUCGGGGCACACCCGAGCGGAAAGCGAGACACCCCGAACUGCUUUCAAGCAAACAUUUUUUCUCAGAAGUACUCGUACGAGAUGUGGACGAGCCGCGCUUUUUUGCUGGCGAGUUUAUUCGCCGUUUGCUUCGGAAACCCGCACAAAUGCGACGAAGUGCGCAAAGUUUUUCACCUGCGGCAAAUUGGACCGAGCCAGAUGCUGCCUUUAAAUCCCAGGCCAGGCUCGGAUCUCCAAGUGUGCAGGUCUAAAAGCCAGACCUGCUGCACCAAAAAGAUGGAGGAGAGGUACCAGGUUGCGGCGCGGAGGGACAUCGAAAACCUCCUUCAGACCUCCAGCUCCAGUUUGAAGUUUCUCAUCUCGCGCAACUUGGCUGCUUUUCAAGGCACCUUUGAGGCUCUGAGGAGGCAGGCAGAGAACCACACCAACGCCCUGCUGCAGGAGUCCUACGGCAACAUGGCCGCUCAGGCCGAAGGUCCCGUGGGCGAACUUUUCACCGACGUUAGUCUCUUCCUGCUCGGGUCUGAGCUCAACGUUGAGGACUUUGUACAACGAUUUUUUGACACUCUCUUCCCGAUGGUAUUCAAUCAUUUCGUCAACCCGGGCCUCGGUGACCUCUCGGCAGGCUACACCGAGUGUGUAAGGUCAUCGGGACGUGAUGUGAGGCCAUUCGGUGGGACGCCCGCUUUAUUGGCUGAUCAGAUUGCUCGCUCUGGGGUGUCGGGCAAGCUUCUCGUCCAAGCUUUGCACCUCGGCAUUGAAGUCAUAAACACGACAGACUACUUGCAGUUGAGCCGCGAGUGCAGAAAAGCCUUGCUCAAGAUGCAUUACUGCCCCCAUUGCCAGGGCUUAACUCAGUCCAAGCCAUGCAUGGGCUAUUGCCUCAACGUGAUGCGGGGCUGCUUGGCAAGUAUGGCGGAGAUUGACGUCCACUGGAGGGAGUUUGUGCACUCGCUAGAGGAGCUGUCAGCUCGGAUGCACGGACCGCAGGAUUUGGAGCAAGUGCUUCUGGGAAUUCACACACUGCUGCACGAUGCUGUUGGAUUUGCGCGAAAAAACGGAGCCCGUAUCGCAACACAGGUGCACAAACUGUGUGGGACUCCCACCAGGAAGCCUGUGCAGACAGCCAGCAUCCAGCACAGCAGCCGAGAAUCCAUCCAUUUAAAAACUCCAAUCAAAGUGUCAGAUGACUCUCUUGCUGCGAAGAGAAGGGAAUUUCUGAACAGUCUCCGCCUCUACCGGACGUACUACGGUGGCCUUGCAGAUCAAUUGUGUGUCAGUGAGCUGGCCUCUGAUGAUGGGUUGUCCUGCUGGAAUGGAACCGACAUUGUGAAAAGCUACACUCUGCGCGUGGUGGGAAACGGGAUCAAGGCUCAAGCCGCCAACCCGGAGGUGAAAGUGAAAGGAGCCGACUCUGUCAUCCAUCAAAUCAUAGACAAACUGAAGCAUAUCAACCAGCUGCUGCAAGGAAAAUCCAUUCCCAAACUGGGGACGCUGGACCAAAUCGAAACGGGAAGCGGCGAUGCGGAAGCGCGUUACAGCGGCGACUGUGAUGAUGAAGAUGGCUGCGAUGGUUCCGGUGGCGCGGAGACGGAGAAGAACAUCCAGAGAGUCUCCAAAUUGAAUCCAGAUGCGUCAAGUGGUCACAAUCAUCACCAUCCACCUAUCGAGGAUUAUACGGUGAAGGUCCGAUCCGGGAGCAUCAGAAUGACUGGAUCCAUCGUCGCCAUGACGAUGCCUUGGUUACAUCUGCUCCUGGCGCUGUAACGAUUGCGGCUCUCAACCCCACAAACUGGAUUCUAACCUUAUUUAUCAAAUGAGGACACGUGGUGCUCCAACAUGCACCCACACGGGCAUUGCAACCACAUGGAAACCGAAAGACCUUUACCUUGUAUAUAAAAGGACACGGUCUCCUGUUUUUAUGCCCCCGAAGAGAAUUUUGUAACGUGCCACCUUAAUCUAUAUUUAUCAACCAUAUAUAGAGUAUAUUUUCUCAAAUAGAUCGAUUUCAAUGUGUGUCUGCACACACGAUAAAAUCUGCUCUUAUGUCUUCAAAAACGGGUUUACUUUUCAAUGGUCUGCUGUAACAACAAACAAGUCAAGUCAAGUCAAGUGAACAUUAUUUCUCGAGCACUUUCAAACAGCCAUCGCUGCAUACAAAGUGCUGUACAUGGAGCGAUUUAACAUGCACAAUAAACAGUAAGACAAAUCGGUAAUAAAGGCGGUAGAAAGCACCAAGCAGUAAAAUCAAGAACAAAUCUAAGUCAAGUCAAGUCAAGAGUAUUUCUCGAGCACUUUCAAACAGCCAUCGCUGCAUACAAAGUGCUGUACAUGGAGCGAUUUACCAUACACAAUAAACAGUAAGACGAAUCGGUAAUAAAGGCGGUAGAAAGCACCAAGCAGUAAAAUCAAGAACAAAUCUAAGUCAUGCUGAGUCAAACAACAACACCAAAAAAAACAUUUAGGAGAACCAAAGUAAUUCGAUUUUGAAGACAUGUAUUAUUAGCACUUUGAAAGUCACUAUGAGUGGCAGAAUAUUGAAAUGAAUAUUGCAAACAAGUUACUCGACGUUUUCACCGUCACUUUAAUAGCUAUAUUUAAAUGUUGAAGUGUGUGGCCAUGAUAGAGCCCAUAAAUUAAUUUCCACCACCUUUUAGACGCUGGAAGCGAGCCUGUUGGCAAAGAAGAAUCCAAUCUCUUCAACCCGUUACCUGACUCGACAUAACAAUAUACAGUAUGUAGAUUGUGAGCUGGCGGGGAUUUUUACCUCCGGCGAAAUGGGAAAAUGAUUUGUUUCACAAAUGCCAUGCAUGGCCGGUGAACUGUCGAGAGAAAAUUUGCUGCACGGAAUGAGAUGUGCAUUCUUGCUCACACUGGAUGUCCGAGGGAGAGAGAGCGCAGCUUAAGUGAUACGAUAAUAAUAUGAGAGAAAACACGGAACAAUAUUAGCAUUC
Hippocampus zosterae (dwarf seahorse) is the source of this 3079-nucleotide messenger RNA. RefSeq names its product glypican 5a (gene gpc5a). Gene Ontology annotation, cellular component: plasma membrane; cell surface; extracellular region. Bases 12 to 1892 code for a protein of 626 amino acids. Gene Ontology annotation, biological process: positive regulation of canonical Wnt signaling pathway; cell migration; regulation of protein localization to membrane. NCBI's taxonomy places the organism in Eukaryota, Metazoa, Chordata, Actinopteri, Syngnathiformes, Syngnathidae. The transcript is spliced from 9 exons. The record is from RefSeq and is a predicted model, not a curated record.